AUUUUAUUCAUUUUAAAUUAAACGCUUGAUGCUUACUAAAUUAUAUAUUUUAUCAAAUAUUUUCUCUGAAGUGUCGGAAGUUAUAUUAAUAGAAAAGUGAAGAAGUCACGUAACUGCUUGAACAAACUGUUAAUGUAUCGAUGUGUCAUGUCAGCAAUCUUGCUGCUGUGGUGAGAAAGAUUCCAAGGAACAAGAAGCAAAGUAGCAAACGACGACGUUCCUCGGCGGAGAGCCAACCAAAACUAGAAAAAUACAGUGUUCGCGAUUGUAAAUAAAUGGCAACUGAUCCUGGCUAGCCAAUAGUGUAUCCUUCCGAGUCCUCAUCCCCCGGUUGGGAUCCUCCAGGUGCGAUCGGUUCGGCCGUGUUCCGGAAGUGCUCGUUCGUGUGCAGCGUGUGAUAGGUGAUUUUUCGUCUCGCCAAACAGCAGGCAGGGGUUUGUGUUGUUCCCGUUCGAUUUCCCCCUCCUGUUGCUCCUGAUCCGUGGAGCGGAGUAGGAGAAAAUAUUGUACAGCUGGACCCGCUACUGGCUGGAGAUCCGGGUUCUCCGUUUCAAGGUCCCUGGUGGUACUGGUGGUGUCGUGCAUACAUGUGUAUUGUGUUGUGGUUUUGUGGCAAAAAUACGUCAAGAGUAACAAGUGCUAGUCUGGGGUGCGAUUGCAACAGGUUCCGGAAACUGUCGCGCAAUUAAAAUGCUUUGAGUGCGGUUUGUCCGUGAUUUGAAACAGGCCUAGUGGUUUUAAAUCCUAUAAGGGGAAAGAGAUUGCCUUUCCCCCUGAUUGGAAGGAUAUCUUAAUCUGUGCCCUCAUGAGGAAAAUGGACAAUCGACUGAACCUUGAUUCCGAGGUUCGCGAAUUGAAACUGGGGUCCACUUUUACGAACCCAUCUCCGAGGACAGUUUUCCAUACGAUAAAGUACGAUUUCAAGCCGGCCAGCGUGGACGUCAAUAAGCCCGCGUCCUUGGAAGUUAGCAGCAACAAGCAGGUUACAGUGACAGUGCCACAUUUAGAUGGUUCCGGAGUGCCCAACACUGUGUUCAAGGGAAAUCAGAGAGACUAUACUAAAAAGGAAUGUGUGCUCAUUAUCGACCGAGUAACGGGAGAAAUAACGCUCGAGAAGCUCAACAGUAAUGUGCAAGUCAAAAAGACAAGGACCGAAAGCAAAGUUGUGCAGCCGCCUCCUCAGCCUCCACCUCCUCAGAUAAAGGUUGAAAACUCCACAGCGCGGCAAAGUUCCAAAACCAAAAUUACCACCGGUUCCCGGAAGAACACUCCCAUCAGCUUCGUGCCAAAACAUUCGCCAUUGCAGAACUCGCCUUCCUAUCCGAACAAGAGUCCGCUAUCCGCGCCGGCCUGGAAUGCCAACAAUACUCAACAGACCUUGCCAAGUAUCCCGAUCAUCGGGCUGGACGAUGGCAACGAUUUCAUGACGGCACCUUCGUCCUCGCUGCCUCCGGUCCAGCAGCAACAGUCACAGUCAAUGCACCAUGGAAGCUCCGCUCACAACACCAGCGGCGGAAGCAGCAGCAGUAGUGGUUCGCUCAGUAACAGCAACAAUCAUCAUACCAGUAAUAACGUCAACAGCAGCAGUAACCAUAAGAACCAUUCGAGCGGCGGCAGUGCUGGCCACCACGGCCUCGGGAGCAAUAGCAAUAGUCACCUCAACCCGUACAACAACCACCAUGGCGGGGACAACAAUGUGGAAAUUAAUCUACCGUCGAGGGCACAAGCUUCGCCUCCCAGGGAUACAGGAUUUGCCACUGGUUUAUUGACUUCAUCUGAUUCAGAUUCGAGUGGUUCUAGCGAUAGUGAUAGUGGCUCCGAUUCGGAAAGCACAACCGAAGAUAAUAAUGACUCUCCGGUGAAAGAAUCGAUCUUCGAUAUAGGUCCCACCCGGUCGGACUCGCUCAACAAUCGUUCGCUUCCAACGCAUCUACUGUCGGAAGAUCUGUGCCUGUCGGAGUCCAACUCCGAUUCUGAUUAGAAGCCAACCGGCAACAACCCGCACCGCUAUAUAUGCAUGCCGCGCAUCAAACGAUAGGGGUCGAGAAACGGUGUCACCGCAAUGCAUCUCCAAUCAUCCCUAGAGAAACAAGGUAAGACAUUCGGGACACACUAUUUUUGUAGGGAAAAUUAUUUAUAUUGAGAUGAAAAUAUACCAAUCGCUGAGAAAGGCAGAGGAACUAGUUCUUCAAUCAAGGGGAACCUCCAAGGGGUCGCGGGCGGUUCAUUAACGACUGACGAAGCAGGAUUUUGCGUGAUAUGACUCCCAUUCUGGUUUUAAGCAUGGCCUCACUAGCUACAUGUUCACAUUAAGAAAGAUGACGUUCCGGCCAGAUUCGGAGUGUGUGCAUGGAAACGAUAGUUGAAGUAAGUAGGUUUCUCUUCGCAAAUAUUUCUCAUUCUCUUGGGAGAGGUAUCCGUUCAUUUGUAAUUUGUAUGUUAUUUUAUUUGUUUUCUUUAUUGUCUCUUAAUUCGUUCAUAUUUUCGCGCUAUUUACGACUAGUUUUUUUUCUGUGUCCUUAGGUACUAAAUAUUUAAAUGAAAACACGGUAGUCAAAGUAAUCCUCUGUCUGCUGUGAACCAAGACAAACACAGCUAUUAUUUAGUAGAGAGAGAGGGCGCCUUGAUUUUGGUUGUAGUCAAGUCCCAGACAUUGUUGUAAAGAGUUGGGGAGAAAACUUCUAUCCACUCAACCGCAUACUAAACUAAGCCACAAAUCACGGGUGUGCAAAAGAAGGUGUUAGCAAAUGUGUACAGCAGGAAUCAGUUAUGUAUGCUAUAUUGAUAACUUACCAUAAUUAUUACAGAAAACUACCUUAAACCAACAAAUAAAAUAUGUUAAUUGAUUUGAAAA
Molecule: messenger RNA, 2854 nt
Organism: Armigeres subalbatus
Lineage: Eukaryota; Metazoa; Arthropoda; Insecta; Diptera; Culicidae
Gene: Eaf
Product: ell-associated factor Eaf
Exons: 6
Coding region: 806-1981 (391 amino acids)
Biological process (GO): transcription elongation by RNA polymerase II; regulation of DNA-templated transcription
Cellular component (GO): super elongation complex
Molecular function (GO): transcription elongation factor activity
Source: RefSeq, a predicted model, not a curated record